AUAAGUGCAUUUUACUUUCAGGUCACUUUUGAAGAAAGAGAAAGCAAUACAUUUUCAUGGAGAAAUGGAUUCAGAGCUCACGUGAUUUCAUUUUGUUAGGAUUAUUACCACAAAAUCACACAGGCCUACUGCUUUUGUUGCUCAUCAUCUCCAUAUUCUCUGUGGUCUUGCUUGACAACUCAGCAAUGAUCCACCUCAUUCGUGUGGAUCCCAAGCUCCACACCUCCAUGUACUUUCUGCUCAGUCAGCUCUCUCUCAUGGACCUGAUGCAUAUCUCUACCUCUGUUCCCGAGCUGGCAUUCAACUUCCUCUCUGGCCAGAAAAGCAUUACCUUACUGGGCUUUAGAGUGCAAUCCUUUUUCUUUCUGAACAUGUCAGGUUCUGAGGGCUUGUUCCUGGCCUCCAUGUUCUAUGACCAUUUCGUGGCCAUCUGCCACCCUCUUCAUUAUCCUAUUCCCAUGAGCAAAAUGAUGUGUCUGGAGACGAUUAUAAGAUCUUGGACACUGGGCUCCAUUAACUCCUUAUCACACACAGUCUAUCUCCUUCACGUUCCUUACUUCCAUUCUAGGUCCAUUAACCACUUAUUCUGGGAUGUCCCUGCCAUGUUGCCCCAGGCCUGUAUGGACACUUGGGUUUAUGAGUACAUGGUAUUUGUGAGUACAAGCCUUUUUUUUCUACUUCCUUUCCUUGGCAUCACAGCUUCCUGCGGAUGGGUCCUUUUUGCUGUUUUCCAUAUGCGCUCAAAAGAAGGAAAGAAAAAGGCCUUCACCACAUGUUCAACUCACGUAACUGUGGUGACAUUUUACUAUGCACCAUUUGUCUACACUUACCUUCAUCCCAGGAGUCUCCAUUCCCCCACAGAAGAUAAGAUUCUGGCUGUCUUCUACACUAUCCUCACCCCUGUGCUCAACCACAUCAUUUACACCCUGAGGAAUAUGGAGGACCUGGGGGCAAUGACAAGAGUCUCUGGGACAUUCUCUUUCACAAAAACUUUAUCAUUUCCUCUCUACUCAUAUUUCAGUCCCUGGAGAAUGACAGACAGCAGUAACAACAGCUGUAAACACAUGCAGCAGAAGCAGGUGCAGCAGAGGUUGGAGCCUCUGGAGAGGAAGCAGAAGCAUGAGAAGCAGAAACAGCAGAAGCAAGGGCAACAGCAACAGAUGUGGAAGUGGAAACAGAGUCAGAAGCAACAGUUGAAGUGUUUCUGUGACCAGAGUUCUCCAGUGUGA
This is a messenger RNA of Peromyscus eremicus (cactus mouse), 1229 nucleotides long. Its product is annotated as olfactory receptor 2L13-like. Gene Ontology annotation, cellular component: membrane. The transcript has 2 exons. The record is from RefSeq and is a predicted model, not a curated record. Gene Ontology annotation, molecular function: olfactory receptor activity. Bases 57 to 1229 code for a protein of 390 amino acids. Lineage: Eukaryota; Metazoa; Chordata; Mammalia; Rodentia; Cricetidae. Gene Ontology annotation, biological process: G protein-coupled receptor signaling pathway.